Messenger RNA from Tilletiopsis washingtonensis, 844 nucleotides. RefSeq lists its product as hypothetical. NCBI's taxonomy places the organism in Eukaryota, Fungi, Basidiomycota, Exobasidiomycetes, Entylomatales. The transcript has a single exon. The record is from RefSeq and is a predicted model, not a curated record. The coding region runs from base 71 to 724 and encodes 217 amino acids.
CUCCCCGCAGGCCUCGACUCAGCUCCGCGGCACCCUCCUCCUGGGUGCUGUUGCCGUACCGCAGCAGUCGAUGCACUCUCUACCCCAGAGUGCGCGGCACGGCCAUCGCCGCAGCCGGCAGCUCCUCGCGUGCGCUGAGAGCUGGUCACGCCAAGAGGGGAGCACUGUGACGCAGCAGAAACAGGAGCAGCCUCGUCGCAGGCCGCAGCAGGACGCCCGCGGCGUAGACGUCAUCACAUGGCCGAAGCCUUCCACUCAAUCGCCGCAGCACCGCGCCGCUGCCGUGCCUGUGCGCUUGUUACCUAUAGGAGUGUCGUCAUAUAUAGACCUUGCUGAGUGCUUGCGCCAGAUCCAGACGCCGGUGCCGAAGCCGCCUGCCAGGGCGCGUGCGGGGCAGGGGAAGGCCUUGUACCUGAGCCGCUUGGCUGCUUCUGCUAUUUGUGUAGGCUCAGCUCCUCUGGAUGGCGCAGCGGCAGGCGUCGGCCUCCGAGCAGAACGCAGAAGGAGCGCCCGUCGACCACGAGGACGCUGGGCCGCGCAGACACCCAGAGACCUUCAGCCCGCCGCAGCAACGACAAGCGUCCGUGGCAGCGGCAGACGCAGAGGCAGACGAGCGCCUUCCAAAGGCAAGGCAGAAGCUGGCAGCGCAGACGGCAGAGCGAAUCACGCUCCAUGUCCCUCGCUUGCACUCGCCUCGGCCCUGGACCUGAGCAAAGCACCGUAAGAGGCACCACGCUCGGGUCUGUGGACCCGAAAGCCCAAGAUGAAGACGCGCCCUUCAUGCUGAGGGACAGACCAGCCAUGGACCGCAGCCGUGGCACCGGUACGACGCUUUCGCAACGUC